Molecule: messenger RNA, 2162 nt
Organism: Linepithema humile (Argentine ant)
Lineage: Eukaryota; Metazoa; Arthropoda; Insecta; Hymenoptera; Formicidae
Gene: akirin
Product: akirin
Biological process (GO): positive regulation of innate immune response; positive regulation of transcription by RNA polymerase II
Cellular component (GO): nucleus; chromatin
Molecular function (GO): transcription coregulator activity
Source: RefSeq, a predicted model, not a curated record
CGGCCAUAUUAGCUCGAGCGCAGUGUUUGUUUUGUCAGUGGAAGCUGCGCUUGGCUUCGGCGAAUCCGUCCCUCGGCGGCAGAACAACGGGCGGAUUUUAGCCGUUACGCGAUACUCUCGCAUUAAUCUCAUCGUAUCUGGUUGCGAGGCAUCGUUCCCCGUCAUCGCUGCCCGACCGUUGCGCCGCUCCCGUUUACCCCCCCGUUCGGCCUCUCUUCACCCCCGGGCCACGGCCCGCACGACUGGGUGUCAGUCGUACACGGGACACAGUGAGCUUGAGAACAUCACGCCGCCACCGUCAGCAGCACCAUGGCGUGCGCCACACUCAAAAGGUCCUUGGAGUUCGACCCGGUGCACAGCCAUGGCCGGCCCAACAAGCGACGGAGAUGCAUACCGAUGUCGUGCGCGUCGCCCGGUACGUCCGCAUCGUCGCCGCGCGGCUGCCCGCUGCCACAGAAGACCUCGCCGUUCGACGAAAUAGCCUGCAAAUUGACGCCUGAAAAGAUGGCUGCCAACAUCAGAGAAGAAAUUCGCAGAUUGCAUCGACGUAAGCAAUUACACUUUCAUCCACAAACCAGUGGCGGGGAUUCAUCAGAUAUGGAGGGCCCAUCUAGUCCUUCCAGCCCAUCUGCCUCUUCUUCAACUCCCUUUAGUCAUAGCUCUAGCGGAAAGGAAAAACCCCUUUUCACAUUUAGACAGGUUGGCUUGAUUUGUGAGCGAAUGCUCAAAGAACAAGAAACACAAAUUCGAGAAGAGUACGAUCAGAUCUUACAUAUAAAGCUCUCCGAACAGUAUGACGCUUUUGUUAAAUUCACAUAUGAUCAGAUACAAAAGAGAUUCGAGUCUGCAGCCGCACCAAGCUAUCUAUCAUAAAAAAAGGAUUCUUAUUUAUAAGGAGACUUAUGUGAGGAAAAUAUUAGAUUUCUACUGUGAGACAAAUUUGCUUGUGUCGAGGUUCACAGCGCCGCCUCGCUCAAAACCAUCACCAAAAGAAUAACACAUGGCAUGGUUUGAACAGCAAAAUGUGGAGUAAGAAGAAAACAAAGGACUAAAAUAAGGAAGAAAAAAAUAACGAUUAGCAGCGUAAGUUUGUAGAAAAGAAAAGAUUUGCGGCGAACUGCAAACAUACUACGAAAAUUUAUCAUGUAUACCUUCGAAACUAACAAUAUUUGUACUGUUCGACAUUAGAAGUGCGCUGGUAUCAGGGAACUGAUUCUACUUAUGUACAAAUGUUAUUACAGUUAAAAGUACGAUAUAUGUACACAGUGCAAGACUAUAGUAUGAGACUUGAUAUCCAGCUGAGAGAGAGAGAGCGAGAGAGAGCUGAGAAAUUUUCCUCCUAGCUUGUUACAUGGAUAUAUUUUCUUCUUAACUCCUUUGAGACAUUAUAAAAUACAGAUGGAAAUUUUAGAAAUUACGUACAUUUUGAGAUAGAAUAUUAUGUCGAAUGUCAAACAAGGUAUAUACCAAAAUUUUCCUUUGUUUUGGCGCUGCGGCAGUUUAGAUAUUGCUCAAGUAUAUAUACGAUAACUAAUGAUCGGAUUAUCUUAGCGCAAAUGUUGUAUAACAUGCAUUUUGCAAAUUUUGAGGCAGGAAAUAAUAAUUACGUAUAUGUUAAAAAAAAAAAAAAAAAAGAUUGCCUUUUUCGACUUGCUCUGCGAGGAGCAAAACGUUUAGAAUUCAAUGUAUAAUUGCGUAAAUUAAGGAAUUUAAAUAAUUUUAUGAAUUAUUUGUAAUUAAAAUUUACAAAAGAUAUAUUAAUAUGUUACAUAAUAUAACUUAUUUCGACUAAUUUGCAGUGAGUUCUAAUUCUAUGGGUUUUUGUUUGGCUGGAAACUUCGCUAAUCAAUAUAAGCAUAAAGUUAAUUACGAAAUUGAAUAUUUUACUGAGAUGUUAUUUUUGUUGCAGUUACAAUUUUUAUUUCAUCUUUUGUUGGAAAAUUUGUUGUAAAAAGAAAAACAGACGAUCUCAUUUAAAAUAUAAAGUUAUGAGAGCUGUAAAAGUGUCGAGAUAAUACUGUAGAUUAUAGUAGGCAUUGUACGAAGGCAUUGUGAAGUAUAAGUAUUUGGAAUAAAGAUUUCAUAAAAUCUCGUCAGCAUUUCUGUUCCCUGGUAGCAACGAAUUUCUGUAGUUGUAAUAAAAAGUGCUGAAUAUAAUUAUA